This is a messenger RNA of Tachysurus vachellii, 1813 nucleotides long. It is a transcript of the gene meox1, whose product is annotated as mesenchyme homeobox 1. The transcript has 3 exons. Gene Ontology annotation, molecular function: RNA polymerase II cis-regulatory region sequence-specific DNA binding; DNA-binding transcription factor activity, RNA polymerase II-specific. Lineage: Eukaryota; Metazoa; Chordata; Actinopteri; Siluriformes; Bagridae. Gene Ontology annotation, cellular component: nucleus. The record is from RefSeq and is a predicted model, not a curated record. The coding region runs from base 432 to 1208 and encodes 258 amino acids. Gene Ontology annotation, biological process: positive regulation of transcription by RNA polymerase II.
CUUGAUAGGAAUGCCUCAGAACUGUGAGAGUGGCCCAUGCAGCUGGGAGUGGAUACAGUGGGUUAACCUUAAUGCUGAAUGAGAGAGUGUGAGAGUGUGGGCCACAACGUCUUCACACACACAACACUUUCCGAGAGCCAAGUAGUGAGAGAGAGACAGAGAAAGAGAUGCUGCAGUAACACUACUGGUGGAAGGUGCCUGACCUCACACUUGGUGUUAAGUUAUAGACCAACACUCUGAAGCAAGUGUGAGUGUGCGAUUUGUCAGGAUUGACUCUGCAAGAUGACGAUGCUUGUGUAAAAACAAACGCUAAAGUGGACGUUUCCCACACAGACUUGUGUCAGCGCUGGUCAGCUGCCUCACUAAGGGACUUGGGUGUGUGUGGUGGAGUUUGUGUGUGAGUGAUUUCAAGCCUUCAUUUCUAAUUCAGCAUGGAUCAACCAGCUAGCAGCUGCAUGCGAAGCUCUCAUCCUGGCAGUGCACUUUGGGGUUGUGCCAGAGCCCCUCACCCUGCCAGUGUCUCCGGAGGCAGUCUACAGCCCUACCAGCAGGCCUCUUUCUCCCUGCAUCAGAAACCUGACUUCCUGGCCUACACAGACUUCUCCAGCUCGUGCCUGGUGCCAGCGCCACAUUCAUACCCACGAGAUGAGAGACUGUACCAGGAGGCGCAAGGAGUGUACCAGCGGGCAGAGUGGCAGUUCAGCCCAUGUGAGCCACGUGGCAGGGGCCAGGAGCCAUGUCACACGGCUGCUGUGACAGUCGGAGUGGCUGGAGGAACAGACAUGAGCAGUGCAGGAGCAGACAGGCUUCCCGAGACAGUGACACCAGGGCUGGAGGCAGAUUACUCGCCUCAGAACAUAGCCACAACCGAUACAGAGAAGAAGAGCUGCAAGAGGAAACGAGAACUCACAGAUAUCCAGGAGUCUGGAUUUAAGCCUGACUCAAAUUGUAAGGCAAGGAAGGAAAGGACAGCCUUUACUAAAGAGCAGCUAAGAGAGCUGGAGGCCGAAUUCACUCAUCACAACUACCUGACCCGCCUGCGUCGCUAUGAAAUUGCUGUUAACUUGGAUCUCACUGAGAGACAGGUAAAGGUGUGGUUUCAGAACAGACGUAUGAAAUGGAAGAGGGUGAAAGGUGGUCAGCCGGCUUCCCCUCACGACCUGGAAGCAGAUGAGUUGGAUUCUGCAGCCUCGCCUAGCUCUGAGUGAUGACCCUGACUUCCACUUUUACUAAGAGACACGUUAAGGGAUCCCUGGCUGCUACAGAGGAGCCAUAAACAUGAAAUGAACAUGAUGUCAGGUUUUCCACCAGUCUCAUCACACAUUCAGAUAAACUGGAGGGAAUUAUUUUUUUUUGGAUGGACAGCAUUCUCAAGGGCCAUUGGUGUGGACAUGCUACUAAAGUGAAACUCGUAUAUUCACAUUAUCCACUCACAAACUGAGAAAGUCAGACCAGAGAUUAUAUUUGUCAAACAUAAAUUUAACCCAUAUUCAUUGUUUAAGUUCUGGUUUGCCUGCAAUGAUGACACUACGAUGAAAUCACACUGCAGUGGCAAAAGCUUGAAAGCUGCCUGUUACAGAAUCACUUACAUUUUAUGGAUUGCUCGUCUGAUGCCAAAGCACCAAAUCUCAAUGUUAACUUUCUUUGUUUUUAUUGUAAUUCAUGCUGUCAUGUUUUAUUUUUAUUGAAAAGUUGUUUUCAAUCGUUGUUGUACCUCUUUUGUUUCAUUGAAUGUAAUGAAAUUGCUAAAACACAGAUGGUGAAUACUGUAUUGAAAAAUGCAAAAAGUUAAUAAAUUACUUAAGAAUGGAAA